Messenger RNA from Elaeis guineensis (African oil palm), 1470 nucleotides. Lineage: Eukaryota; Viridiplantae; Streptophyta; Magnoliopsida; Arecales; Arecaceae. The record is from RefSeq and is a predicted model, not a curated record.
AAGAACACAUUAAAGCUCGAUUGUCAAUUAAUUUGAUAGGCUACUGGUUUGGUAAUUUCUUUUUGUCCAGUUUGCUGAAACUUUUGAUCCUUGUCAAUGUUCAAUGUACAUAUGCACACAUAUGUAUACAUGUACACAUAUGUAUGUGUUAAUAGAUACAUAAACAAACAUAUUGGUGCAUGUGCAUACAGAUGUGUCUAUAUAUAGAAUGCAGGCAUGCAUGUACAUAUGUAUAAAAAUUACAUAUACAUAUUCAUUUAUAUAUACAUGCACAAAUGUAUUUCUUUAUGUUUGUGUAUAUGUGUAUAUACAUAUAUAUAGACAUAUAUACAUGCAUUCAUGCAUGCAUAUAUGUAUGCAUACAUAUAUGUGUACAUCCAUAUGUACAUGUAUAUGUUAGUCUGUGAAUCUCCCAAAAAGAAAUUUGUCAAAAGGAGGCCAUUAAUUUGGAAGUACAUAUGCCUAUGUAAACGAUGAAGGGUAGAUUCGAGAAAUGAAAAAAAAAGUGCUUCAUUAUUGUAAAUAGUUGUAGUGAGUCUGGAAAAUGUGGGACUUUCCUAAAUUUCAUAAAGCCAUGAGAUAAUAUAUAAUCAGAUAUUGCCCUACUUGGUACAGUUGUGACUGAAGGGAUCUAAUGUCCUGUCAUAUUGGACUUAAAAUUUGAGGGAGAAGUUAGUGCAGAUAUUUUGCGCUUGUUUAUUUGCUAAAAUGCAUGAGUUUCCACAGCUGAGAAGAUGAAACAUAUGUUGGAGACUUGGGAAGGGGCUAAGUUUUGGAUGGGGGAGUUUUGUGUUGAGAGAUGGCAUUUUGUGGCAAAGUUUCAAGCUUGAUUAGGCAAAGUGUUUUGAAAAUUUCUGUCCCAUCUGGACCUCUUCCGUCAACACACAUGCUCAGUGCUAUCCGCAGUUUUACAUCUACAAGACUCUUCAUUGGAGGUCUUUCAUUUGGAAUUGAUGAUCAAACACUAAAGGAGGCAUUUAGCAGUUUUGGGAAUGUAACUGAAGCACGGGUUAUCCUGGACAGAGACACUGGCAGGUCCAGGGGCUUUGGGUUUGUGAAUUUCGAAAGUGAUGAAGAUGCCAGCGCAGCUAUGUCUAGCAUGGAUGGUCGGGAACUGAAUGGAAGGACCAUUCGCAUAAGCUAUGCUAAUAGUGAUAGACAACCAGCUCGUUUUGGUGAUUACAGUGGCAGGAGCAAUAGAGGGUUUCAAGGGAAUGGGGAUUCAUAGACUAGACCAGCUGAUGAUGGAUAUUGAAGGCUUUAGUUAAAGUCUUGAAUGUAUAUAGAGGGGUAUGCUAUUUGAGUCAUGUUUGUCUGUUUGGAUCUGUGGAGCAGCCUUCAGUUAUCUUGAUUCAGAGUAAACUAAUUAAACCUGCAAACUGGUCUCAAGAGUCAGUUUUAACUAUAAUAUACUCAUGUAAUUGUUUUGGCAAUGGUGGGUUGCAUUUCAUCUGUGUGAUUCAUAAGCUA